GCAAUAAAGAAUAAUAAAGUCUGUUUUCAUUGUUUUGUCGACUCCGUUGUUUUUGUCCGAAUAUUCGCUGCAUAUGGUAAUGUCAUGUGCUUCAUGACGUCAUUAUAGUAUUCCAUUGGCACGUCUUUGUGCCAAGGUUCGGGUAAUUAUAUGAUUAUAAUCCCCUCCUCCAUAGAAUUUGCUAUGCUACGUACUAUAUAAAACUAUUAUUCCACGCACGAAUUUACAAGACCGUGCCAGCGAACUAAUAAUGACUUGAGAUUAUUUUUAUCAAUUAAGAAUAAUUUAAAUGUUGUGAAACAUGAUUAAGAUGUUUUUGUCAUGCUAACACAGUUUGCCUUCCGCGUUCGAAACCGUUCCAAUAUAUUUUGCAUUUUUUGUUCAAACGAUUCUGUUCUUUAUGUUGCUAACUCAGAAUCAUUAAGUGCGUAUUAUAUCUACAUUUGUUCAUUAUUAAUUAUAAUCAUUGCCCGAAACUGGUUUCCAAUAACAAAGAUGAUAAUUGUAUACAUAGAUGACAAGGUUACAGGAACUAUCAAAAGGUCAACGGUCAAAAUACAAAUUCUAAGAAUAAAUACCAGAAGACAUUUAAAAAAUAGUACCUAUCUGCAAAAGCAACUAACACAUGCUUAGUUGAAACUUAAAUUAUUGUUUAUAAUGUAUAUUUCCUAUUUAUUAUAAGUGUAGAUAUUCACAAUCAGACACGCUCUAGACGAAAUACAGUGUUAUUGCGUACAAAACUGUGAUAAAAUAAACGAUAAACACUUAUCUGUUACUGGCAACUAGAGUAACAUAAAAUUCAAUGUCACUCACGAAAAUAUCUAAACCCAUAAUAAAAGUUACAAGAGACCAAAGCGUAUUUGCUUUGGUCUUCAAGAUGUAAUCAAUGAACCACGAAUUUCUUGGGACUCAUUUGAAUUGUAAUACGCCACUGGUAAUGUAAAUAUAGCCAGUGGCUAAGGACCGCAUAAUGAAGUUCAGCUAUUUAUAACGUUUUCACUUUUAAGUCAACCAUUUGGACUUUGUAGUAGCUAUUUUUCUGUUAAGCAAGGUUUUUCUUAACCAAUGUAAUUUAGAAUAUAGUUUCAAAAUCAAAGAUGUACAGUUUUACAGCAGCGGAAAAUUGCCGUGAAUAAUAGUGAUGUUGUUGAUCAUAAAGUUAAAAGAUAUAGUGAAUUUUUCCUUGAAAACAUUAACAAAGCUGCUAUACGAUACAAACACUGGCGCAGAAGAGAUAAAAAUGAUAAUAAUAAACACAAACAAUGUGCAUCGGCUAUGUGAGAGAAAACUAAUAAUGUUGACGAGAGCGGCCCGCCUACGCGCACGACUACCACCUCCGGGAUCGUUGCUCAGCUCCGCCUCGCCGCCGCCGGACCCCGGACCACCAGUGAUACCGGCGGCUGCAGCUGCGUCGAGCUCGAGCGACGAGUACUUCUCUCCACCGACGUCGCCACCACCUGUACGUCGGCAGGGGAGACGCCGGCCACCGACGGGCUUGGGAUCGGGGGACCAUCAGGUCCCUAGCAGGGUCCCCGCUACCGGUGGUUGUGUGCAGCGCAUGAGAUGGACUCAGAAAAUGAAUGAGAACGUCAUGCGCGCAUACUACGGGUCCACAGAGGGAGGAACUAACCUCACUGCGUACCGUGAUAGGAUGCUGUCUCUGUUCCAGGUGCUUGAGCCAGCCGUCAACGUAUCGGCCCAACGACUGUCGGAUCAGGUGCGGGUUAUCCAGCGCAAUCACAGACUGGACGACGCCGCACUUGAUCGGCUGCGCUUAGAGAUGCUGAGCAGCCCUAUGGUCACCACCUCGUCACAGGCCGCGGUGCCACCGCCACCUUCAGGCGGAGUCACGCCGCGGUCCAAUCUCGUUGAACGGGAUGAGGACAAUAGGGUUGUAACGAGUGAUCAAAGAUGGGUAUAUAGAACUUGGGAGCGACCUGAGCAAUACGUGAUGGACGGGAGUACUCAAUUCGGGACACUACAGAGACAAACGAGCAAAAACGAAGAAUAUCUGUGGAUGAUGUAA
Molecule: messenger RNA, 2026 nt
Organism: Helicoverpa zea (corn earworm)
Lineage: Eukaryota; Metazoa; Arthropoda; Insecta; Lepidoptera; Noctuidae
Exons: 3
Coding region: 1142-2026 (294 amino acids)
Source: RefSeq, a predicted model, not a curated record